Messenger RNA from Penicillium concentricum, 957 nucleotides. RefSeq names its product VOC family protein. Bases 1 to 957 code for a protein of 318 amino acids. Lineage: Eukaryota; Fungi; Ascomycota; Eurotiomycetes; Eurotiales; Aspergillaceae. The transcript is spliced from 2 exons. The record is from RefSeq and is a predicted model, not a curated record.
AUGACUUCUACACAACAAGAUCAUAUCGUUCUUCUUGUCGAUACCCCCUUCUUUGAAAACCUACCCGCCUGGGUCACCGACAACUUCACCGUCACCCCUGGAGGUUCCCACGAUGGCCAACCAUCUCGCAACAAAUUAGUCAUCUUCGCUGACGGCAGCUACCUGGAGUUCUUCAACUGGUACGACACACCACCGUCUCUGGACGAUGAGAACUUGCCGAUGAGAUUCUGGGGGCGAAAGACCCCAGGACUGAUUGACUUUGCAAUCACCGAUACAACCCACUCCGCCGAGGAAUCGGUUGGGACGGUCAAUGAACGAUUGUCCUCGGGGCCCGAGAAGGAUGCCGGUCUUGGUGUCAAACUCGGUACGCCGAUUGCAGGAUCACGCAAAAAAGCUGACGGCUUGGAGAUCAAGUGGAAGGUCACACGGCCAGAAUUCUCCAAAGGUGAAAAAACGCCCGGUCAAGAGCUUUUCGCCGACGGCAGAAUUGACGUCCCAUUCUUCUGCCACGAUAUCACUCCGCGAACAGACAGGGUCCCAAGUCUGGACGAGAAGAAAACGACGCAUCCUUGCGGUGCCGUUGGAAUAGCGGCCUGUGAUAUCCUCGUGCCCAAGCACCUGCAAACCGAAUAUGUCCGCGUCUAUUCCAAGAUCCUAGGCUCCAACGUCGAACCUGCCGCCGGGAAAACCUCGCAUAUAAUCGACAUUGGUGUGCCCCAGGGGCAUACCCGUUCGACGGUAGUUGUGCGUGCUGCCGAGACUGAACGAGACAUCAAGCGUAUGCAAGAGAGGGGAAUUGGAUUCUCUGAUCUUGUCAUCGCUGUCAAGUCCGAUGGCCCUGGCGACGAGAUGAGGCGCCCGUUGGGCUCCACGGUGCCGCACCUCCCGCCCCUCAUCCUCGUGGUUGCCCUCGACCUUGAGCCAGACUGGCAAGAACUUGAUGAUUUGGCCAUAUAA